Coccinella septempunctata (seven-spotted ladybird) is the source of this 2281-nucleotide messenger RNA. RefSeq names its product zinc finger protein 883-like. NCBI's taxonomy places the organism in Eukaryota, Metazoa, Arthropoda, Insecta, Coleoptera, Coccinellidae. Gene Ontology annotation, cellular component: nucleus. The transcript has 5 exons. The record is from RefSeq and is a predicted model, not a curated record. Gene Ontology annotation, molecular function: zinc ion binding. The coding region runs from base 88 to 1791 and encodes 567 amino acids.
UGUGAUUCCUGAACAUUUUGGGAAGCGAAGCGUUCUGAAAUAAUUCCAUCGUUUCUCAAAAGUUGUUCACAAAUCAUUAAAAGAAAAAUGGAUUGUUUACUAAACAUUUGUCGGACGUGUUUAACUGAGCAGGGAGAAUUUCAAUCAGUUUUUAUUUCUGACGAGUCCUCUGGAUUGAAUAUUCACCUAGCCGAAAUGCUGAUGGCUUGUGCUUCCAUACAGGUAACUUUUGGAGAUGGCCUACCUGAACAGAUAUGCAAAGGAUGUGCUGAUAAAACGGUCUCUUUGUUUUUAUUCAAGAUAAAAUGUGAGGAAAGUGAUUCAAGAUUGAGGAAUCAACUCGGAAAGUCACCUUUAAAAGAUGACUAUGCCUCAUUACCAUUUGAUAAUAUUUCUGAUACUAAUGUUAUUGAAAAAUCUCCAUCGUGUUCUUUACCAGAUAUUGAUGUGAUCAAUGAUGAUGAAUUAUCUUCUCAUAAUGUCGAUCUUGAUACCAAACCCCAACUAUUUGGUGAUGAAUCAGAAGAACUAAGUAGAACUCAGGAGAGUGAUGAAACUAACAAAGUGAAUUUUUAUAAAUGUAUGUUAUGUCCUAAAGUGUAUAAUAGAUCCUCCAAUCUGAUAAGACAUGAAAAAUUCCACUUGAAUGAUCAAAUGUUCAAGUGUGAAUUAUGUGAUAAGAAAUUCACGAGAGAAGAUUUAUUAGAGAGGCAUAAGUUAGCUCAUGCAAAAAAGAAUAACCAAGAACUUGAUCGAUAUAAUUCUGACCUGAAGGACUCUACCAAAGAACUUUCAUCAGAAUCUGAUGAUCAAAAUGAAAGUAGCACAACCAAAGAGAAAAACCUGUUUGAAGAAACUAAAGAAAUUAAAAAAGAAGAACAACUAGACGUUGAAGGUGAAGAUAUGACUUGUAGAAUUUGUAAAAAAAAAUUUGUGAAAGUUUCCCGGUUAAAGAGACAUUUGAAAACGCAUUCUGCAGUAAAACCAUUCACUUGUCAGAUUUGUUUCAGAGGAUUCGCCAGGCAAGAACUUUUCAAGAACCAUAUGAAUACACAUAGUGGUAAUAAACCCCAUGUCUGCAGUAUUUGUAAAAAGGGCUUCAACCAGAUUUCUAAUUUAAAAGAUCAUAUGAGAACGCAUAAUGGAGAAAAACCGUUCCUUUGUUCCACUUGUGGAAAGGGAUUCAAUCAGUUGGGAAAUCUUAGACAACACACGAUCAGACAUAGUGGAGUUAAAGCUCAUAUUUGUAGUAUGUGUGGAAAUGGAUUUGCUAGUAAAGGGGAACUCUCUGCUCAUCUUCGAAAGCAUACCGGUGCCAGACCAUUUGUGUGUUCUAUUUGUCAGCAUGGUUUCACCACUUCCAGUUCAUUGACAAAGCACAAGAGAAUACAUUCUGGAGAAAAACCAUACGAAUGUGACGUUUGCCACAUGAAGUUCUCUAGGAAUGGUAUUUUAUCGAGACAUAAGAGGAUACACACCGGGGAAAAACCUUAUGUUUGUAAUUACUGUUGUAAAGCCUUCACUCAGUCCAACGACCUCAACUCUCAUCUUAGAAUUCACACAGGUGAAAAACCUUUCAUCUGUGAUCAAUGCGGUCAAGCAUUCAGGCAGUCAUCUGCUCUUAAAACUCACAAAAGAACUCACAUAGAAUUCAAACCGUUCUCAAAUUCCGAUAGUGAAGGAAAAUCUUUGGUCCAAACGAAGGAUGAAAGGAAGGCUUUCCUUGAAGCGCGAUUCGAUUUUGAAACAAAUACCUGGACCUACAUAAAAAAAAUUGAACAGAAUGUGUGACCAAAGCCUACCAUGUGAAAUGGUUCUGAGAGGGAGAUUGAACUUAAAAAUUCCAGAGCAGAAGAGUUACAGUUCACAUAAACUUUCCAGUUCUUUUGCGUUUUGUUCUGGGAUGACAAGGUCUUUAUAUGAGGUUAGAUUUCUUUUGGUAAUCAUUACUGAGGUAACGGUUACAAAUCGAAGACUAAAAUCGAUAUAAUGAAAACAUUUCACACAACUUUAAAUGUUUUAUUGUAUGUAGCUACUCUAUGUGAUGAUUAAAGGUGUGCAUUAUGAAGCUAACGGUGCUUUACAGUCGAGGGUUGGGAUGCCCGGGAGUGCAACUCUUUUAAUUUUGACUGUUUCAUUAUGCAGUUUCCACUGGUAUCUGGGCCUGGAGGUCCAAUAUGCGUCCCUGGGAUAUCACAAAACUGACUGGAUAGCACCUUACACUUGUGAGAGGAAUAUUGUACAAUUUGUACUGAAUUUAAAAAUAAAUGAUUAAAAAUUA